UUUUAGUAUCAAAUCACUUCUCAUAUGGUGAACUUCGUGUUACGUGAAAUAUAAAAAAAAAUAUUUUGUUUAUAGCGAACGUAUAAAAGAAAUUUUUUUUUUUUUGAAUUUUUGUGUGUGGUUCAAAGAUUUUCUUAUCGAUAUCAAAUAGUAAAUAAAUUGUCGUUACAAUUUUUCAAAUGAAAAUAUAAAAUAAAAUUGAGCUGGUAAUACAUAUCAGGUCAUUGUGUGGAAAAUAACUAAUCAGAGAAAAGGUUUUUUUAAAAACAUAUUUUCCGUUGGAUGCAUUGAAUGACAAAAAAUAAAAAUAAUAAUAAAAUUAAGUAGUCGUUCCGGUGUGAUGAUACUAUUUCGAAACAAAAGGUUUAAUCAUCCAAUAAAAAGUAAAUAUUUUCGAAAUAAUGAUUUUCAUGAGUAAGGAACUAAACAAAAUAUUUACGCAGCGGGUAGAUAGGAAAACGGUUAUUUAAAAAAACAAAACAGUCUUUUGACGCAACGAAAAACUCGUGAAAAUUUCCGUAACACCACAAAAACAGGAUAAAAUAUCUAGUGAUCUUUAUUGAAAUAAAUAAAUAAAAUAAAAAAUGGUUCAACGUACUUUGCUUUAAUAAUUACAGAAAAAGAAAAAUCUUUAAGAAUCAGACGUUCGAGUGUAAGCAACAGAACAGUAUCGACAUCUUCUCAGAGUUGUAAACGGUUUUUUUUUGUAACGACUAAUGAUGAAAACGUGCGAAAUUAAAAGUGUAAAGUAGUGUUAAUUGGGUUAUUUCUGAAUUAAGUAAGAAUAGACGUGCAAAAUUGUGCAUUCUUUUCGAGAAAAAAACAUCUUUCGAAUUUGCAAAUCGUAACAAAGUGAAAAUAAAAUAGAAAAACAUUUUUUACGUUUUAGUAAAAAUUGUUUCUAAAGUUUCUUGUUCAAUUGUGAAAUUUCGUUCAGUAUUAGCUGCAUUGCAAUUAAGUGAGGGAGAAACAAAUAACCCCUACAACUGAGAAUAUUCAGAAGUGUUAACAAUACUGCAGCAACGCGAAGAAGAAAAUUGUUGUGGAUAUAAAACAGUGGGAACGAAUUGUCCUUGAAACCCCUUUACGUAUUUUUUUGGAUUAAGUGGAAAAUUUGUGAAAGUGAAAUACUUAGUGCAAAAAAAGAAAAGAAAGAGAAAAAAAGGAAAAUUAGAAAAUCGUCAAAAAUUUUGCAAUUUUUGUUUUGUUUUGUUAUAUUGAAUUGGUGUUCACAGAUCUAAAUUAUAUGUUCAUAUUAAGUGUAAGCAUUGCUCCAGAAAUUUGGAUAGGUUUAAAAAGCACCGUACCCGAAUGUGACACAAAAAAUAAAUGGGUACAAUGAGGCCAAAUAAAUACGAUGUUACCACAUCUAACCUUCUAUGCCAAGAUUUUGUACCUCCUGAUGGUGGUUGUUGCGGGAGCAUUAUGCGACAGAAACCAAAUUUAUCUUUAUUCGAAAUGUGCCAGCAGGUAUGUUGGAAUGACUCCAGAUGGAAAGCUAUUAGCAUACGACAACACUGGUAUAGAUUGCCCACACGAGAUCAUAACUAUAUCGCUCCAUGUGGACUCUUUUUCAUUCGAUGUUGGUUCAGAAAACCAGUUCUUCAAAUUAACGCUUUUCUUAGAGAAAAAUCAAACCUACUUAUGCUUCACAAAGAAGUGGCGUCUUGUUACAAUGAAAAAUCUUCACGAAUCGUGUUAUUUUUACGAAACACUGGAAAACGGCUGGUUCCGAUAUCGUUCGGCCAUGAACGACAAAAUAUUCUUGGGUUUCACCAAAAACGGUAAACCGGUGCGUCACAAGGCGCCCCACAUAAAUACGGAUUGUUAUAAUUUCCAAAAAGAGGAAGUAGUUCAAAACGAAACGAAAAGUCAUAAAAUGCAAACCAAUCGCCGCAAAAAGGAAAUGGCACGGAGGAUGCAAGAUCAUCGGCCGACCGGACGACGACGACAUGGACCCCAAACCAAACGAUUUUCCUACAGUAAUGUCCAAGAAACCGAACCGAAUGCGAAUUGUACGCACGACGAUAUUGUGAAAAAGCCGAAAGCCACACCGAAAAAAGUUACCAACAGCAAUAGCGGUUUAUUGCCGAAAUUUCGUCAUGCACAACAUGCACAACGGAGGAUUAUUAAAAAAGUCGAUAAAAUUCUGUAAUGACAUAACAUUCAUAUAAAAUAUCAAGAGUGCAACACUAGUCCCACAAAUUAGACGAUGAAAUGAAAUGAGAGCGGAAUUCGUUCGUUAUGCAGGAUGACGAAUCUAUAGAAGUUUGUCAAAGUUCACGCUCCUUGACCUGAAAAUACUAAGACAAUUUUCUCUUAGGGGAGCUCUCCGUUUGUCUUGUACUUCGUUGAUUACAGGCAAAUGAUAGGUCGAAACUUGUACAAUGUGCAUUGGGGGUAAAAUGUGAGCUUUGCUAGUAUGCGCAAUAUUCAGAGAAAUGAACCGUAUGCUUUGUCGAGUCUCUAAAAUCCAUUUUUGGUGCAUUAUUCUCCAAAUACUGCCGUUAUUGACUGACCUAGUACCAUUCUUUACUCCAGAGGUUUCGUUUUUCCGAAUAUUUCGACAGACUAGCGUCAAUAAAAUGUAGAAGAAAAAUUUGUGCGCGCACAGGAAGCAGUGUGGUACAUAUAGUCCAGGCUGUUCUAUCCUUUCGAAAAAUUUUUGUUUUUGUUCUAAAUUUGACAAAAAGUACUAAAACUGUAAGAUAUUCCAUAAUGGAAGUAACCUCGAGUGUUGUGUUUGAGUGUUGUCAAACAGCAGUUAAGCAAAUGAAAAAGCUCUCUAGGUAUAGACUUUAUUUGGCCGAUUGCAAGCACAACAAGUUAGGGCAAUUACUGAGAGUGAGUGUUUAAAUGGGAGCAAUUUUUGGGCUUAAAUAAAGAGAUGACAAACUAAAUUAAUGAAAUGGGAGAAAUCAUAAUCCAAUCGUAACAAUAUUAAUCCGUGUAUUAAUAGCUAUAAUAAUUAAUUAAUUAAUGUUAACAACAGAAUGUAAACGUUUAAGGCGAGAAUCAACUUUAUUUAUUCGAAUCAGUAUUUUGUGACAAUAAAUUCUCGAAAUAAUUUUUCAUUUUUAAAUAUAUUUAUUGCAAGAAGAAAAUUGUGUCUAAAAUAAUCAAAACUAAUAACCUAGCAGGGCAACACAUCCGAAAUUGCUAAACCGAUUCGACUUAAUUGCAGAUCUUUCUAAAUGAAGUUAAAUUUGACGUUAUUUGACGGAAGGCUUUGGCAUUUAUAAUAACAGAUAAACGUAUGGAAAGCCCUUUCCCAGUCAAAAAUAGAGGAAAAUAAUCGUUCGAAAAACUCAAUGAAAUGCACAAAGAAAAUCCUGUUUUGUGAAUACCAUUUUCAUGUGUUAGACCAUCUCUUGCAAGGCCUAUUUUUAGAAAUUGGUUUUCAGAAUUUUCAAGAAUUUCAGGAAAUUCCGAGAAUAUCAGGAAUUUUCGACAAUUUCAUGCAUUUUUGAGAAUUUUAGGAAUUUAAUUCAAACUCUUCAAAAUUCUCGAAUAUUCUUGAAUCUCACUGUUUUGACCAUUUUCAAGAAUAUUGAGAAUUUCAAGAAUUUAAUUAACUUCAUGAAAAUUUACGAAAUUCUUCAAAAUUUUCUGGAAUCAAUUUUAUGAGAACAUGCCCUGUUCUCGUGUGUACAAAAUUAAAAAGAUGGAAAAUUUUUGAAACUUUUUCAAAUCGGGCUUAAAUUCGACCUAAUUCAAACAACAACCGAAAUCGAUUCAGCAGUUUUGGAGACAUCCGAGUGAUGUUGCAUAAGUGGUGUUGCCUUCGGUAAUAUAAUCAAAUGCGCAAAAUCAAUAUAUUAUUGAUGGAAUCCGUGUGUAGCUAAUCAUUUUUAAUUAGAAUCGUCUUUGGAUGAGCUUUUAUUUCCAACGAAACAGAAUGUUGCUGAAGCGAAUGAUCGAACCGUUUACCAACGCCAAGCGUAAUAUUGAGCUAACUAAAUCACCAAACUUCACAAAAUUUGUUUAAUUUUUUGGUGAAAUUCGGUGAACUUUAGUGAAAUAUUUCUCAAUAUCAGACCCUCGUUGAAAAUAUCAUCUAGUGUUUGAUGAUGCGAAAUCUUUUACUUCAUUUGGUUCUACAUUAAUUUUGCUAUAAUAAGAGAACUCUAGGGAUAACACAUAGUAUGUGUUGGUUGUCUUUGUCCAUAACAGAUGUUCUGCAAGAUGUUUCUAAUUUAUUUUGGAAUUCUGUGAUCUUCAAAUGAGAGCAAUCUGGUCAUCCAUCGAUCAUACGCAUUUCAGUGCAUACAACACAACAUCUAUUUCAAUGCCCAGCGACAAUUUUGUUUGUCAGUACUCUCCCAACAACUGAAUCAUUGACCUAAAUACUUUGUAAUCUAUAACUUUAUCACACAUUUAUAAAAUACAAAUGUUACACUAAAACGAAAUCGUAUCACACACACCUACAUCAUAAAACCCGAAACUUUUCUUGGUGUUUUAUUUACAUGAACACAAAAAUCUUUUUAUCAAAAAAAAAAAAUAAAAUUAAAAAAAAAAGAAUUUUGUUCCAAUUGUUAAGUGCAAGUGAAACGGAAAAUGUCCGUCGUCGUCGGUCUUUUGAUUCUGUAUUAUAGUAUCAAAUUCACUUUGUAAAAUAGAUGAUUUUGUAUUUAAUAUGUGUGACUCAGUGAAAUGGCUUUGAUUUGAAUAAAUUAUUACGAAUUGAUAUGCAUGUGUAUACAUUUCGGUGAACACCGGCAUUACUAAGUGUUAAUGCAGUACGGCGUAAGAAUGUCGAUUAGGAAAAAUUCCGGUGAAGCUUAAAUCAUUUUCAAAGAACGUUUUUCUGCUGACAAUUUCUGGUUGUAUGUCAUUACAGUCAACCUAGACACCUACAUCUAAUACUAAUUGUUGUUUUCACAUGCAGGAAUUGCUCUUGAAAUUGAACAAAAUUAUAAUUUGUUGUUCAUCGAAAUGAUAACAGAUGACAUUGACAACCAAAUGCAUCGUGCAGUUUCUUGUGUGGUCUUAAAGCUCAACUAAGUGAAUAGUUAAAUGCAGCAACGCUACACGUCUCUUACUAUGUAAAACGUAGCUAAAUCAUUGAAAUUUCAUUUUUCUUAUAAUUCGCUAAUGAAACACAUCCCGUUUCUGCAUUUGACUAUUCAAGUGUAAACUGGUAAACUGGAUAUGUUCCAGAAACUAUUUUAGAGCUUAAAAUUUAAGAAAAUAUUUUCUCAAAAAUAGACUCUGCUAUUCACAAGCAGCUCCCUGAACAAUUUCAAUUUCGUGAAACUGAUUCGUCAAUCAUUUCAUCAUCAUUCUUUUAAUGAAAACACCGGUGGGGUCUCUAAUUAUGCACACAUCUAAACAAUGAAAAUGUGUUAUCGUACCCAGAUUAUUUGUUCAGCAACAUUCUAAGAUAAAAAAGGCAUUUACAAAUUUCGACAAAUUUCAAGAUCAGUACACACAUCAUGGAACAAUCACUUUCCAAAUAGUCGAAUACUUAAAGAACACGCCAUCUGUAGUCAUAAUUUAUUGAUUUUAUUUGAAAUCUAAGUGGAUGGCUAACUGGAAAAGUAUUAAUGAUUCCGUUACAAUGAAAACCAAUUUUAAUUGCACACCCAACAGCAGCAUCAGAUAAAUUUUCCAAAGCAUUUUUCACGAUGUGUGUACUUAUCUUUGCUGCAGUAUUUGCAGAAAGAAAGAAGGAAAAUAAAAUUUGAAGAAUCUCAACAUGUAGGACCAAAAUAGAAACGUGUGGAUGAAUUAAGGACACGCAGACAGUAUUUUUAAAACUCCCAAAUUGAUUUGUAUUUAUAGCUUUUUAUGAAUAUAUUUCCGAUGGGGAAACAUUGCACAUUUUGCCGAAAUAGUAUUUUUCUGUUCAAAUAGAAAAUUAACCGAUUUCCGUAUUAAAAGUUGCCCAGUUUCUAUAAUCAUUAUAUUCCAUUUAACAAAGAAUAAACUGACAUUCCUUCAAAAUUAACAUUACUAAGUA
Molecule: messenger RNA, 5962 nt
Organism: Bradysia coprophila
Lineage: Eukaryota; Metazoa; Arthropoda; Insecta; Diptera; Sciaridae
Gene: ths
Product: thisbe
Molecular function (GO): growth factor activity
Source: RefSeq, a predicted model, not a curated record